AUGUUUUCCUCAACAAAUUUCUUAUUUCUCCUGUCGUUAGGCUUUAUAUCGUGGAUCAUUCUGUGCUAUUUCAAGCAAAUUGAAUAUCAUUUUAUGCAGAAGACAGUUGAAGCUGGUGAUGGUACAGAAAGUCUCCUUGGGUCUAGCGAUGAUGUAUUGGCUGUCUCCCCUUCGCUUACGUGUCAUGAGAAUUACGAGACCUAUGUUAGUUUCUUGUGUAUCUUUGUAUGCAUUUACGUUUUGGCUAAAGUUACGGUUAUAACUGAACGUUAUAUAGCCAAAAAUAUGCGUACAACGUACCGCAUGCCCGAUAUUGAGGAAUAUGAGUUGGAGUUCUUAGAUAUGGAAAACGUUGAGGAUUUACGUGAACAGCAAGAAACUCUCCUUGCUAAAGUCGAUGCGUUGGAAAAACAGAAUCUUGAGCUUAAGAAUUUACUUAAAAGCGAAACUGAAUCAAACCAAACGGGCAAUAAAGCAUCUGAAGAAAAUAGUCUAGGACUGCAGAAUAUUUAUAUAUCGAAUCGUCAUUUCCAUGUAAAUCGUCAUGUAUUUGUGAAAAAGAAAAACGUUACAAUGAAGUUUGACAAGUUUGCCGAAAAGGGAGACAGUGUAAACAUUUGGGAGAAAUAUUUGGAUAUGCAGCAAACGUUGUCUGCAAAGAAAAUAAGCUUGACGCAAACAAACUUAAAUCAUUUGGCUGCCCAAGGGCCCGUUAUUAUAUCCACCGAAGAUUUGGAAAAAAUUCAAGGUUGGUUUUAA
Molecule: messenger RNA, 759 nt
Organism: Glossina fuscipes
Lineage: Eukaryota; Metazoa; Arthropoda; Insecta; Diptera; Glossinidae
Exons: 2
Coding region: 1-759 (252 amino acids)
Source: RefSeq, a predicted model, not a curated record